AUGGAGCGGAAAUCCUUUACACCAAUCGUUUGCAUAGUUCCCGAAACUGUCGAUUUUGCAACAGGACCUGCUGACGGCAGUUACAAUUAUCUCAACAAAAUCACUUACUCUUGUAACAGAGGCUAUGAAGUUCAAUCUGGUAAUCUCGAACGUUCAUGUCAAGAUGACAAAACAUGGAGCGGAAGUCCGCCUGUUUGUGCACCAAUCGUUUGCAUAGUUCCCAAAACUGUUGAUUUUGCAACAGGACCUACAGACGGAAGCUACAAUUACCUCGAUAAGAUAACUUACACGUGUAACAUAGGACAUGCAGUUCAAUCUGGUAACCUAGAACGUUCAUGUCAAGAUGACAAAACAUGGACCGGGAGUCCGCCGGUUUGUGCCCCAAUCGUCUGUAUAGUUCCUGAAACUGUAGAUUUUGCAACAGGACCAGCUGACGGACGCUACAAUUACCUCGAUAAGAUAACUUACUCUUGUAACACAGGCUACGACGUGCAAUCUGGUAACCUAGAACGUAUAUGUCUUAAAGACAAAACAUGGAGCGGGAGUCCUCUAGUUUGUACCCAAAUUUUUUGUGUAGUUCCCAAAACAGUAGAGUUUACAACAGGGCCUUCCGCCGGAAGCUACACUUAUAUGGAAACGAUAACCUACUCUUGUAUUCCUGGAUAUGAAGUUCAGUCUGGUGACCUCGAACGUACAUGUCGAGAUGACGGAACAUGGUGUGGAAGUCCCCCAGUUUGUGUGCCAGUUAGUUGUACAGAUCCAGAAAAUGGUCAGUUUACUAAAGAAAAAACGCAUUCGAGCUACAUAUUCAGAGAUACCAUAACUUACACUUGUAUAACUGGAUAUGAAGUAAAAUCUGGUGAUCUCAAACGUUCAUGUCAAGCUGACGGAACAUGGAGUGGACAUCCUCCAGUUUGUAAAAUUAGUUUAAAAUACCUUUGUGCUAUAUUUUUUGAAUUCAUGGAAAAUGAAAAUAGUUCGGAGAAUGAAUCUGACAGUCGUAGUUCUAAAGGAAGCUAUGAGAAGAAGAAGACCAAAACGAAUAAAGGAAAAAAGAAGAAAUUAUCUAAAACACUCAAAGCCUUAUUAAAAAUAUGCAUACCUUCAUAAACACCAUCCCUUGUGCAUUUACAUAAACUGUGAAACUGAUAUUUACCUUAUUAGCUGAAUAUCAAAUGAAAAUUCUAGACAAUAAAGUGAUUAACAUUCUGAA
Mytilus trossulus (common blue mussel) is the source of this 1213-nucleotide messenger RNA. RefSeq names its product sushi, von Willebrand factor type A, EGF and pentraxin domain-containing protein 1-like. NCBI's taxonomy places the organism in Eukaryota, Metazoa, Mollusca, Bivalvia, Mytilida, Mytilidae. Bases 1 to 1110 code for a protein of 369 amino acids. The record is from RefSeq and is a predicted model, not a curated record. The transcript has 7 exons.